Molecule: messenger RNA, 680 nt
Organism: Hibiscus syriacus
Lineage: Eukaryota; Viridiplantae; Streptophyta; Magnoliopsida; Malvales; Malvaceae
Exons: 2
Coding region: 8-625 (205 amino acids)
Source: RefSeq, a predicted model, not a curated record
UCUAAAGAUGUUUGAGCCUGUUUUAAUGUCGUGUGCAUCAUGGUUCAAGCUUGUGGGAAAAAGUAAAUUAUUAUAUCUUAUGGAGUAUGUUCUUCUCUUGCAUGAGGGUGCUAAAACAAGCUAUAAAACGUUUUCAGGGGUGCCAUAUCCUGGUUUGCAGAUGCGCGACAAGCCAAGACGUGUGGAGAUUUAUUUUUCGAGUUGGGUUAUCAGGGCCGUGGAGUCCCGAAAAGGAGAGGGGCAGAUGACUGCUUGUGAGGUUGCUCUUGUACAUUACGAAGACAUGGGGAUCCCGAAAGAUGUGGCUAAAUUGAGUGUUCGUCAUGGUAUGUGGGGAACCGUUAAGAAAUUGCACUGCGGCAUGAGGGCAUACCAGAAUGCUAGGAAAACCAACUCUUCCUUAUCGAGAUGUGCUCUGACGGCAAGAAUUACCACGAAAGCUUCUCCCGACGAGAGCACGGAUUCCGAGGAAUAUGAGGAGGAGGAAAGAAUGGUUAUGAGGAAGCAGAAUGAUUGGAAAUGGAUCGCCAUAGGCGGAACUGUAGCUUUGGUUUUAGGACUCCAUUCAGGAAUAAUUGGGAAGGCAUUGUUACUUGGAGCAGGGAAGAGAAUCGCCCGACGGUGAGAGUUGUUUUCCGGUGAGGAACUUGUUACUUUUAUAUAGUUUUUUAAAGAGCCUA